GUUCUACACAUUCCAUUUCUCCAUAGCAAUAGAAUGUAAACAUUCUAUUUUGUGCCAAGCAUUGCCUACAACUCAUUUCUAAGUGCAGCAUAUUGGACGACUCCACAGUAAUUGAUCAUUCGCGACUUUAACUUAUUCCUGUUAUCUCUAGAGCAUCUCGUAUAUCUAUAGCGCUGCAUUUCUUCACCAUCUUACCAUGGAUAGGGUUUGGUGCAUUCCGGAGUUCACUUAUGGUCCCACAAAGGAAUUUUGCAGAAGCAGCCUUUAUUUCCAGACUCUGCAGGCCUGCUGGGAGGAAACAUAUUACAAUAAACAGAAGAAGCUCAUGGUCCACUAUCUGCUGCUCCAGAGUCAAGGCCAGGUCCCGCACCAUGUCACCACGGAGCACAUGAGCGACUGGCUGGUGUCUCAGGGCAAAAAAUCCCUUAGGGAGAGGGUGUGGAAGGAAACCCUGGAGGAGGGGAAUGACCUCGCUCGGCUGACAUGGGAAGUCAACACUUGCCUAAAAAUGAUAGACAUAGAGCACGAGGCUGUCUGCAAGCUCCGCCGCUCCUUGCACUCCACCUCGCCAGCUGACAUCGACCCUAAGGUCCACAGCAUCGUGGAAAGAGCUGUAAGGAGCAUUAUGGGCGAGCUGUCCAAUGAGUCCCGUAGCAACCUGCUCAGCCCAUCCCAGGUGGUUGUGGAGGUGGUGCCAAGGCUCCUCCUGGCCCUGUGGAUUCAGCCAAAGGAAGGCCAUUCAGGGCACCCAAUCCUAGUAAGCGGGAUGGCCGUGGGCAUGGUGGCGGCCGUAGUGGAGAAGCUCUCCAGCAUGUUAAAGGCCCCUUCCCCUCAAAUCCCUUUCUCCCGCGCUGCGGCUUUUGAAUCUGUGUUGUCAACCCUCGGGAGAAUCAGUCAGUCCUUCUCCACGGAUGACCUCCAGAGCCCAUUUUAUAUGAGAUCUGUCUGUGCCUUUGUGUCUGACGAGGUACAGAGCUGCUUCCAGCACCCUGCAGCCACCUUUCCAGUCCUCCCUGUCGUCGCUGCGGCCAUCUCCACCGCACCUCCAGACAUCUUAUCAGGUGAGUAG
Molecule: messenger RNA, 1069 nt
Organism: Oncorhynchus gorbuscha (pink salmon)
Lineage: Eukaryota; Metazoa; Chordata; Actinopteri; Salmoniformes; Salmonidae
Exons: 6
Coding region: 197-1069 (290 amino acids)
Source: RefSeq, a predicted model, not a curated record